Molecule: messenger RNA, 1122 nt
Organism: Hirsutella rhossiliensis
Lineage: Eukaryota; Fungi; Ascomycota; Sordariomycetes; Hypocreales; Ophiocordycipitaceae
Product: MULE transposase domain-containing protein
Exons: 2
Coding region: 1-1122 (373 amino acids)
Biological process (GO): regulation of DNA-templated transcription
Source: RefSeq, a predicted model, not a curated record
AUGGUUGCCGCACCGUUAAACGCUCUGUCAACGCAGUCUAUCAACGCCGUCAACGCCGUCAACGCCGAUAUCACCAAAGCCGCAUUCACCGCCUUAUUUGAAGCCUUUACAAUGGACUCAAUGACACUGCCUACCAAGAUGGCUGCGCCCUUCGAUUUAGGGCCAUUCGAGACCGCGGAUGCCGCAAUUGAAGCUAUUCAGGCCCUCGCGAGAGACGAAGGCUACGCUGUAGUCAAAGUCAGAUCCUCCAAUAAGCGUAUGGGUAUUCCUCACCGCUGGGACCUCGCUUGCGCCCGUGGACCUAUCCAUCAUGUGUCUAUUGCAGCAAGGCUCCGCGAGUCAGGCACGAGGAAAGCCGGCUGCCCGUUCAAGGUCAAGAUAGUGCAAAUGACUACACUUGACGACCUGUGGCAUAUAACGGUGAUGUGCCCAGAGCACAACCACGGUCCCGAGGAUCCAAUCGCCUUCCCAGAACACCGCAAACUCACGCAGGCCCAGAUUGACGAAGUUGAGCUCUUAUCUCGCGAUGCUGCCCAAACGGCUCGAACGAUCCAUAUAUCCCUCUCCGUUCGUAACGAGGGUAUUUUGACAACGGAGAAGGAUGUAACCAAUCUUCAGACCCGGCGUCAAAUGCGUGAACUUGGGGCUCGAACGUCAACGCAGGCGUUGGUAGCAAAACUAGACGAUAUACGUAUACCGCACGCCGAGACCUAUAAUGACGAACACCUCGAGAAGAUCGUCUUCCUGCUAGACGAAGGCUUCGAGUUCUGGACCCGGCAUUCGCAUUUAAUGAUGCUCGAUGUGACCUAUAAUACUAAUAGGUUCGGGCUGAAGUUACUCGAGGUAAACGGCAUUACUCUCUCGGGCUCGAUUUUCCCACUUGUGGCCUGUCUCUCGCCAGACGAGAACGGUGGUAUCUUCGAAUGGGCGCUGGGCCAGUGGAAGAUCUGGAUAACGGAAUAUGCUCUCAGCCUCGACCUCAACGACGAUGCCUUCUAUCCGCACGUUGUGAUUACCGACUUCGAUGCAGCGGAGCGUUGGGGUAUCGAUCGUGUGUUUCCGUUGGUCCAAAAGCAGCUCUGUACGUGGCAUAUCGAAAAACAUCAAGAAGGCGGCUCGUGA